AGGCGAUGUUCUCCCCGGUGCUCUGGUGUCACCCGGCAGCUGUCCCUGCUUUCCAGCAGCAGCAGCACAACCUGCAAAUAGUCCACUUUCAGGGGCACAGAGGUGAGGUUCUUGCUGUUAAUGGGACUGGCAAGCAUGCAGACAGCAGAUUUCUGAGCUUGCCCUUAGACCUGCACGCAGCCAGGAAUAUCCAGCUAUUUCCAUGUCUGCCUCCUAGCUCUUUUCCUUCCCCUCCUCUUCCACUUCCCCAGAGAAAUCUGGAAAAGACCCCGAAUGUCUCUUGCCUCAAACACUGCAGGUACAUGGAGGAAUUGGAGGGAGUGAGCAAAUUAUUUCAGUGAGUCGGAGGGUUAGGGUGGUUGUGAGAUGCGGCACUAGCUAACAGUCAGAAGCAGAACACAAGACCCAGAGGGGAAGUGGGGAAGGAAAGAAAACCUGACACACGUUCACCAGAAGAAUGUGAAAGAGAGCAAGAAACCCAAGGAAGGAUUUGCACUGAUGGAUUUCCAGCUCAGGGGAAUAAAACAGAACGGUAUGAGACACCCAGAUGAAACCAGAAGUGAUGUGAAAGUAGAGGGAAGCAGGAGCCAUCCACAGCUGCACAAACUGCCCUGAGAGCUGGAGGGAUGGGAAGCCCCCAGGCAUCCCCAGCCCGCGAUGUGAGCAAAAGGAGACAGCUUCGGUGAAGACUAAAUGCUUCAAAGUGCACUUUGUGUUCCCAGAUGAGCCACACCGAGUCCCCGGCAGGGCAAUAUCCCUCAUCCUUCUCCAUCCCAGCCAUCUCCCAGGGCAGUUUCACUCGGACAGGCUGUUCUCCAGGGCCUGUCUCCAGCCACGGCACAGUGUCACCAUGAGCAGUCCCUUCCACUGCUGCUGGCCCUGAGCAGUGAAUCCCGGAGGAUUGGUAAGAGCUGGCCCAGGAUCUGUACAAUUCUCAGCAUUGCUGCUUCCCUCUUGUGGUGAGGAAACAGCCCGAGAGACGGACGUGGUACGGAGGUGGUACGGACGUGGUACCCGUGGGCAGUGGUAGACAGGUCUCAGCCAAAUCACCAGUGGGAUAAAGCCUGGAUCUCUGCUUGGAAAGUGUGGAAGUCAGCUCCAGCAUUUGGGCUGUGGACCUGAAAAGCAUCUGAAGAAGUGCAGAAGGAAGCAAAAACGCUGUCUGCAAGCUCCUGGCUCCAGUUAAUUACAAUGGAUAGUUGUAAGAUACAUGAAAAUGCCUCCAAAUGCAGUGUGAACACCAUGGAGUGCUUCAUGGUCCUCAGCACGCAAGCGCAGAAGAUAAGCAUUGCCACACUGUGUGGCCUCUUUGGGACACUGUGCAUUUUUGAGAACUCUUUGGUGCUGUACUUGAUCUUCUCCUCCCCCAGGACAAGGAGAAAGCCUUCCUACCUCUUUAUCAGCAGCCUAGCCUUGGCUGACAUUCUGGCCAGCAUCAUCUUUGUCUGCAGUUUUGUUAACUUCCAUGUCUUUAAUGAAACCAAUUUCUCUAAAGAAAUGUUCCUGCUGCAGCUGGCAGGGGUGAACACGUCCUUCUCCGCUUCUCUGAGCAGCUUGCUGCUGACAGCCCUGGACCGUUACAUCUCCAUCAGCCGACCAUCCAAAUACAAGCUCCUCAUGACGAGGAAGAGAGCAUGGAUAGCCCUAGGGGUGCUCUGGGUGACAUGUGCGACCAUUGCUUCCCUGCCCCUCUUGGGCUGGAACUGCUGCACGCUUGACUCGACAUGCUCCGAGCUGUUCCCAUUUGUGGAUGACAACUAUCUGUCGAGCUGGAUCUGCUUCGUCAUGGUCCUGCUGGGGUUUAUCAUCUACGCCUAUGCGCACGUGCUAUGGAGGGCUCACCAGCACGUGGCCUACAUGGAGAAGCACCAAGCGCAGGCAGGAAAGCAAAACACCAGGAUGAGGAUGGACGUCAUGCUGGCCAAGACCCUCGUCAUGGUGCUGACUGUCCUCGUGCUGUGCUGGUCUCCGGUCCUCGUCCUCAUGAUCUACAGCAUCUUUGCCAGGCUGAGCAAUCACCUGCGCAAGGUGUUUGCCUUCUGCAGCACCCUCUGCCUGCUCAAUUCCAUGGUGAACCCCAUUAUUUAUGCCCUGCGGAGCAAGGAGCUAUAUUCCUCCCUGAGGAUGGUCUUGUCUCGGUUCAGGAGGCAGCUGAAGGCCUCUGAGGAAAGCCCAGAAGCAGAAAGCACCCGCAAGUCCUCCGUGAUAGAGACGGUCUGUGAGGACAUGCAUGUAACAUAGGGAAGCAGCUGUGGAAAGUCUGCGCUCGGGCUGGCAGAAACAGUCUGGAUCACUUUUGUUUUUCUUUUCCUUUCUUAUGGAGGUCCUGGAAGAUGAGGGGUCAGAGGCCUGUCAUGGAGCCAGCUCCUGCUGAUGUUAUUCUUAGACCCUGGGACAUAAAGUGCGCAGACUUACAC
Messenger RNA from Harpia harpyja (harpy eagle), 2417 nucleotides. RefSeq names its product cannabinoid receptor 2 (gene CNR2). Gene Ontology annotation, molecular function: cannabinoid receptor activity. The coding region runs from base 1192 to 2241 and encodes 349 amino acids. The record is from RefSeq and is a predicted model, not a curated record. Lineage: Eukaryota; Metazoa; Chordata; Aves; Accipitriformes; Accipitridae. Gene Ontology annotation, cellular component: membrane. The transcript is spliced from 3 exons. Gene Ontology annotation, biological process: cannabinoid signaling pathway.